Anoplophora glabripennis (Asian longhorned beetle) is the source of this 4051-nucleotide messenger RNA. Its product is annotated as probable serine/threonine-protein kinase dyrk2. Lineage: Eukaryota; Metazoa; Arthropoda; Insecta; Coleoptera; Cerambycidae. The transcript is spliced from 7 exons. The record is from RefSeq and is a predicted model, not a curated record. The coding region runs from base 834 to 2657 and encodes 607 amino acids.
GAUAAUUUUUUAGGGAAAAUUCGUCGAUGUUAUAUAUUUUGUUUUCUGUUCACCAAAUCAUUACAAUUUAUUCCAAAACUUGAUGUAGUGUAUUAAUGCAAUCCAUUUCCGUAAAUUAAAUAUGACAGUUAUCAGUAUUAUUAAAUUUUAUUAUCUGUUUCUGUUUUGAAUAUUUCUUUAUAAUCGACUCGUUGCUCUUCGUAUCACACUAAAUUAUUGACUUGUUAGAAGUAGAAAAUCUUGUACCUGGCCGAGUUUUAUUACUUUUAUACCUACUUGUUUACAUUUUGAGUUCUAUGGGUAUAGAUUUUUAAUGCCCAACUCUUUACCUAAAUUAGACACAAAAUUUUCGUAAUUUCGCUAAUAUUUUAUUGUAAAACCCCUCAUCGGGGUCCUAGGGAAGGGUUUUAAGACCUGUUCCGUAAUAUAAUGCAGUGAAAAUGGUUAAAGAGGUUAGAAAAAAGAAGAUCGUCUCGAUUCUGCAUUUUGUCGAUUUUGUUCGUGUUUCUCGGGAUGUAAACUAAAGGAUAAGUGAUAGGAUAGAAGUGUCUUGAGAGUGGUAUUUUAGAAGACAAAUAUUUGAUGUUGCGGAUAAAGAAUCAUUAUAAUUUAAAGAAAAUUAGUGCACAACACAUAAGGAUUACUACAUAAAAAAUUUCUAUAAAAAUAAUUAACGGAACAUAUGCCUUUUGAGAUGUCCAAUCUUAAAAAUAUCCAUUACGUUGUUUUCUAGUGUUAUUAAUUUAUUUACCUGUUCUAAGCCAUACAUUAAUGGUAUUAAAGCUUUAAUAAUUUUGUGAUACCUAAAUAAAUUAAUUAAGUAAAGUGAAAAUAUGGAAGACUAUUUUGAUGGUUUUUCUGAAGACAUAACAAAAUGGGAAAUUAUUAGAGAAAUGAUUGACCUUGAUCUAGACGAUGAAUUUCGAAAUGAGUUCCACAAGACAGACCCCAGCGUUCAGCUUCUUCCCAGACAAGAUGUUAUUCUUUAUGGAACCAUCCCAAAAAUGGAACAAAGAAUUUAUAGUAAAUGUAAAGAAUGUAGGCUAGUAUUCAACCCGAGAGAUAUUUUAUCACACAAAACAUGUUCUGGAAAAGCACAUUUGUCAUCUACACCUCAGAAUUUGAAAAAGAAAGUUAAAAGCAAAGGUAGUAGCAGCAAAAAGUCACAUUCAAGUUUACCUCCACCUCCUCUCUUCAAGAAACCUCCUUCUCCGUUAACAUCAGUGUCUUCAGCACCUAUUCCAGAGACAAAGUCAUCAUCAACAAAAGUUUCAACAAAAAUACCAAAAAUCUCUACCGUAUCCUCCAUUUCUUCUUCACACACAGUAACAACUACAUCUACAAAAUCAGAGACACGCUUAUCUUCUAGUUCUCCGCACACAUCAAAGUCCAAUUCAGUUCAUUCCCCAAAAUCCCCUUCAAAAUCUGUGUCGGGUACAGCACAUUCGCCUAAAUCAACAUCCAAAACUGCCACGAGUACUGAAACGAUAGCCUCCAGUUCAGUGUCAUCUUCUAGUUCAAGUAAUAGUAAUAGUAGUAGAUAUAAAAAAUCUAGAAAAAGCAAUAAUAACACCAAAGUUACUAAAGAAUUCGACCCCGAUGUUCACUGUGGAGUUAUCGAGGGCAAUAGAGGGCCGUGUACAAGGUCAAUCACCUGUUCCAACCAUAGGAUUCAAUUGCGAAAAUUGGUUCCUGGCCGCAGUAAAGACAUCCAUCAGCUGAUUGCGGAGCGUAAAGCUGCGAAAGAGAAAGAACUGAAGCAUGGCUCCUAUAUGUCCCCAAAUGGAUCGGAAGAAAAAGACAUGUUCUGCCAAAAUACUUCUUACGUACCUAUUGUGGCGACCAUUGUCAGCACCAUUGAUUCGGCUCCUACUACUACUUACGUACCUAUCAUGCCUAAGACCAGCACUUCAUCGACUAGUAGGUCAACAGCUACCUCAAUUCUUACUGCUAAGCAGUUAAAUAUGACUGAUAUGGAAAAUAAAUCCACCAAGACUUUAGAUGGAGGUUAUAUUACAAGUAUUCACAAUAAUUCUCAAGACAGCGCUAUUGGAACAGUUCCUGUAGUUUAUAUGCCAAUGAGUCCAAUUUCGGUAGUUAGUCCAGUUCAAUUUGUGCAGAUAGGGAAGAACAUGAUAUGCCUUGAGUCGCCUCAAUCUGCCAUGAGCCCCCCACUAACCGCGAAUCAGUCUGUAUUUCUGACUAUCCCGAGUCAACCAAACAACCAGCAACCAAACUUAAAGCUGUACAAGACCCACCCAAAGCCAGUGGCGAUCCCAUCGUACGGCACGAAAAAGGUGGGCGGGGCCAUUCUUCUUUCAAACCAGCAUGUGGAAUGCCAAAGAAAUGAUAUCCUCAUGGCUAUGAAUACGAAGCGGGAGGCGGUGAACAGCACACAGGGAUACGGGGCUAUAUCUUUAUUGAAUCAUACGAAUAUACCACACAGACCGAAUAUUUUAAAAGUAAAAAGUGCAAAUAAGGUUAAUUGUAAGAGACCCGCCGUAGAUAAGUUAAACAGUGUUAGUGAUAGCAAGCAGUUGCGCUUAGGUCCGAACGUGAAUGGGUUCAUUUUGCAUUCAGACAUCAGUGAGACGGCCGAUGCUCCCCAAUCCAACAACUGUAUACAGGAAAAAAUCGCUCUGCUUAAUAUGAAAUGAACUUGGUCAAAUUUAGUUGGAAGUAUUAUUUGUAUAAUUGUAUACUUUUACGUAACGUGUUUAUUUUUUAUUUAUUUUUUUAUUUCAUUGUUUUUAUAUGGUAUGUGGUAAAAAAUAUGUUUUAAAUGCGUGUAAAAAUUCGUUUUUAUAUUAAUGUAAUUUUUUACUGAUAGUAAAUUUCUUCUAGUUAACUUAUUAUUUUUCCAAAACUAGGAAGUAAUGUUUCCGAAUUUCUCUAAUAAGAAAUGGAAGGGACAAUUUUUGGUCCUUCUUUUAUUAUUUUUGGAAACGGUUUUCAAAAAUGAUAGUAAAUCAACUUUACUGUGUUCAAUUUUAAUUUUGUAUAUGUUAACAUAGACACGUAGGCAUGUGAUAUUUUUUUUUACAAACAUUAAACUAAUUUUUUCCACAAUUUUACUUGCUUUAAAAUAAGGUUUUAUGUAUUUUAGGUUGUAAUUUAUUGGUAAUUUACUGAAUGAACUUACAAAUUAAAAAUUUUUUGGUUAAGUUCGGUACCAUCGCAGGUUCCACCAUCAUCUUUGAAAAAUUACCCGUAAUAUGUUUCCUUGCAGGACAAUGUGACUGAAUAUAAACCUAUUUUUUUAUUUAUUGCGAAAUUCAAGUAACCACUGUAUAAAAUUACUUUUAUUUACACCCUGUAUAACACCGUUUUUGCCCCUAGAAGGCGAUCAGUGUAAUAUUUUUUCGAGAUGAUGGUAUACUGAUCGAGUACUGAUGUAGAUCUGUAAUUAUUUUUAGAUUUAUAAGAAUUUUGUCUUCGGAGACUUGUCUAGAUGUAUGCUAUGUGCUACUAAAAUAUAAUUUAGCAGCUUUUUUUCAAUAAACCUUGAAAAUUUAAAAAAAUGGUAAAUUACCUGUAAAUUCUGAUUACAAGUGUCUUGAAGCUGACAUUCAUUACUAACAUCACUAUAUAUUGUAUUUCAUUGUAAUGAAAUGUUUUUUUUUUAAUGUAAUGAAUUUUUAUUUAUUGAAUAUAAACUGAAAAUAUGUAAAUGGUCUUAAUGUAAUCUAUGUAGUUGACAUGACAUGUGCAGAGACUCAAAAAAAUUUAAAGAACAUCCGUUGUAUGUUUAAAUUUUUUAGUUAACAUCUCUGUACUGUUUGAAAACUUAAAUCUCAAAAAAGUUGGUGUAAAAUUGAUUCUACUUAAUAAUUCUUUUAUAAAUGACAGUCGACAACAAAUUACUAUUCACGUUUAUAAAAUGAGACGAUUUUUGAAUUUUUUUGGGUUCAGUGUAUGUUAACUAUACAAUAUCCAAGAAGGCUGUUCUUCUUUAGAUUUAUAGACGUUUUGGCAUUUCGUGUUUGAAAAGUUUAGGCUUUGAUUGGCUAAACAACCUUAUUAUUUCAGCCAAUGGGAUGUGAAAAUUAUA